Rhizoctonia solani is the source of this 1830-nucleotide messenger RNA. RefSeq lists its product as uncharacterized. The coding region runs from base 1 to 1830 and encodes 609 amino acids. The record is from RefSeq and is a predicted model, not a curated record. NCBI's taxonomy places the organism in Eukaryota, Fungi, Basidiomycota, Agaricomycetes, Cantharellales, Ceratobasidiaceae. The transcript is spliced from 9 exons.
AUGACUCACGUCGACAACUUUCCCCACUUCUCCGCCACCUGCUGGGCUGGUUGUAUUCCUGGCACAAGCAUGUGCGAACAGUGUCUUCAUAAUAUCUCAAACCCAUCUGGUUGUGCCGGCUACAUUGCCCAAUCCGACGCAAGAUCUACCGCCCCGCAGGAUGGCGCAUCUAACCAAUUCGGACGAGUUAUCGCAAAUGAAUUUCAGGAUUUUAUGAUCUCCUGCUCUUUUAAUGUGUCUGAGCGCACUUCUUCAGACGGAAGUGCCGCCAGUGUUGGUCUCAAAGGCAAGCCUGACUUCCUCUCAUCCAAGGACGUCACAUUUUCGGAAGUGAUUCAUGAAUAUACCCCACCUACUGUUCCCGAUUCUCCUGGUCGUACUCCGGCACCCAUAGACACCCCGCAACAGUUGUCCUUUUCGCAUCAGCUAGCAUACAUUGACAAAAAAUUGAUCGAAAUAGCUUCCUCCCGGCGAGAUGAUACGCCAACAGAGUACGUGAUGACACCCCGCUCAACAAAACGUCCGCAUCCCUCGGAUUCUUUUGUCGAACUCGAACAAGCGCGUUCAUCGGUAUCCACUUCUUUUCCGGGAAUACUCGCUGUUCCUCGGCGUACCCAUAGCAAGAUUUUGCGAGAGCAAAAAGGCUACACACCUCCCGAGUCUCAGCAAGUUCCCAGCCAGCCCGAUCUCGAGCACGACAAUAAGCGCCGCAAAUUAGGCAAGAACGAGUCUACUGCAUCAGCGCAUACAUUUAUAGCCACCGAACCUGCCUCGCUUCGUAAAGCCAAAUCUCUUGUCGCUGGUGACGUCAAAGAAGUACCUCGCCCCUCUGUCGCGCCUCACUACUCGAAUGCAUUUGUUCCUCCAAUUAUUCUUCCAACUAUUUGGCCGCGAGACGCCGCCAUAGCUCGACUCCAGCAUUUACUCAGAAGAGAAAUGGAUCAGCGCGCCGAGGAUGCCCGCUUACAGAUAGCAUCACUGGAGCGGCGGUCGAAUUCGCUUAAAUUCGAUACGGAAUUGUAUUUCGAUACUACAAAUUGGAUCUUAACGGUACAAGCCCCUACUGACUGCGAGCACAAAUCGAUUCGGCGGCAUUUGCGCUCGCAUCUAGAAACUCGUUUCCAUGCAGUGUUGCUCUUCAGCCGCUAUGCCACUCGCAUGCUGCCCUCGGAUUUUAAUCCGUUUCUGGUCUCGCGACGCGAAGUCGAGAGUAAAUAUCACCGCCGCGUUCGCGAGAGGCUUAUCAAAGAGGUUGCGCUCGGCUGUUUGGCAAUUGCAAGCAAGUUUCAUCGUGAUUUUCUCCCUCCACUUUCGCCCAUGUUGGCCGACCAAUUCCUAGACCUGCUAGGAGAGGAGCACCCUGUUGGUUUUGAUGACUUUGAGCUCAUCCAAAAUACGAUCAUGCGUUCAUUUGGGUACAUAUUGUACCAGCCAACUCCGCAGGCAUACCUCCAAGAGCUUUGGAAUUCCUGCCCAAUGCUUCAGAACAUUCAAGACGGGAACCUGGAGCUUGUGCGGUCCCCACUUCAGACGAAGGCCUUGGACCUGCUCGAGGCAUGUUUCCUCGAAUCCGAUUCGAUUGAUUAUCCCGUUGCGUACCUUACAGCUGCGGCGAUCCUCGAAGCUAUUCAUCUACAGGAAUUGCACUUCCAGUGCCAUGCUCAUUCCUACUCACAUGUUCAAUGGGAGCCACCUAAGGAUUCCAGGUCUUGGGUCUGUGCAGCAUGUGUUCAUCUCGAAAUUUGUACCGCUAUGCAGAUCCACCUUAAUGCUCUCACCAGCUGCAGGGACUGGAUUAUGACUGUCUGGUUGGGAAUUGGGAAGGAAUAA